CCCUUAUUGUUGGUAACAGCAGCGGAAGUUCUGCUGCUAACCGCGCAAUACAAGCUUCUCUGUCUCGUAAAUGCAGUCAAUGGUUUACGUCAGGAAAAAGGAAAGCGAACUCAUCUUUUAAAAUACAGAGUUCACAUCACAUCCCUUAACAGCAUGCUGAUAAACCCCCAACAGGAGGCUCUGAUUGGCCAGGUGUUUGAAACCUAUCUGACAGAGCAUCACCAUGGGGACGUUCUCCGGCUUUUUGCAGACACCAAUGAGGAGACCCAUCACUCUGUUGUUAUCAAUGCCAUGACAUUGUUUGAAGCCAAUAUGGAGGUUGGGGACUAUUUCAAUGCCUAUCCCAACGAUGUCCUGGCUAUUUUUGAUAAAGUGUUACAAAAAACAGCUAUGGACUUAUCACAGAAUGGUUCACCCACACACUGUGGAGGACAAAGAGCAAAAGAGCGGAGAAUGAGGUGCACGCUUCAUGCUCGCAUCACAGGUCUACCAGUUUGUCCAGAACUGACCAGAGACACCAUUCCCAGGUCCAGAGAUGUAGGACACUUUCUGUCUGUCACUGGCACUGUGAUCCGCACCAGUGUUGCAAAGGUUCUCGAAUCUGAGCGUGAUUACAUGUGCUCCAAGUGUCGCCAUGUUUUCACUCUGCACGCUGAUUUUGAUCAGUUUUACGUCUUUGUUGCACCUGGAUCCUGCCCCAAUCCUGAGGGUUGUAAUUCAUACACAUUCAGUUGUCUGUCAGGAGGAUCCGAGCCUGGAGCCUGCAGGGACUAUCAGGAGAUCAAGAUUCAAGAACAAGUGCAGAGGCUGUCAGUGGGCAGUAUUCCUCGUUCUAUGGUGGUGGUCCUUGAGGAUGACCUGGUUGACAGUUGUAAAUCUGGAGACGAUGUGACUGUCUACGGUGUCAUGUGCCAGCGCUGGAAGCCGUUUUACGAUAGUUGUCGCUGUGAUGUGGAGUUGGUCCUCAAAGCUAACAACAUAGAAGUAAACAAUGAGCAGGCAGCUGCUGCUCUCCUCAUGAAGGAUGUUCAGCAGGAGUUUGAAGUCUUCUGGGAAAGUUACAAACACAAUCCCCUUGCUGGUCGGGAUCACAUGUUGUUGAGCCUGUGUCCACAGGUGUUUGGCAUGUAUGUGAUUAAACUAGCGGUGGCCAUGGUGCUGGCUGGGGGAGUACAGAGGAUAGAUUCUUCUGGAACCAAGAUCAGGGGUGAGUGUCAUAUGCUGCUGGUGGGCGACCCCGGCACAGGGAAGUCUCAGUUUCUGAAGUAUGCUGCUAAGAUCAUGCCUCGCUCUGUCCUCACUGCUGGAAUAGGAUCAACAAGUGCAGGACUGACGGUUGCUGCCGUGAAAGAUGGAGGUGACUGGCACUUGGAGGCAGGAGCACUUGUCCUGUCAGAUGGUGGCUUGUGCUGCAUUGAUGAAUUUAACAGUAUCAAGGAACACGACCGCAUCAGCAUCCAUGAGGCUAUGGAGCAACAGUCUAUUAGUGUGGCCAAAGCUGGCAUGGUUUGUAAGCUGAACACUCGGAGCACCAUCCUGGCAGCGACCAACCCUAAAGGCCAGUACGAUCCUAACGAGCCUCUGUCUGUGAACAUUGCUCUGGCAAGUCCUCUGCUGAGUCGCUUUGACCUGGUCCUGGUUUUGCUGGACACCAGGAAUGCAGAGUGGGACCGCAUCAUCUCCUCAUUUAUUUUGGAAGACCGAGGACCGCCCUCUAGCUCAUGCAGCCUGUGGCCCUUGGAGAAAAUGAAGGCUUAUUUCAGUGUGAUUAAACGACUGCAGCCGCAGGUGUCGGAGGAGGCCAACCACAUCCUGACACGCUACUACCAGCUCCAGAGACAAAGUAACGGCCGCAACGCUGCUCGCACCACCAUCCGCAUGCUUGAAAGUCUGAGCAGGCUGGCUGAAGCACAUGCCAGGCUCAUGUACAGAGAGACGGUGACGAUAGAGGAUGCCGUCAUGGCUGUGUCUGUCAUGGAGUGCUCCAUGCAGGGAGGUGCUCUGCUGGGAAAUGUGAAUGCUUUACUGACGUCAUUCCCUGCUGACCCUGGUACACAGUAUGAAGCUCAGUGUAAGGUGCUAUUAGAGGGACUGAACUUGCCACUGCUCCUACAGAAAGAGAUGCAGAGAAUUUCCAUGCUAAAGAGCAUCAUGUCACAGUCGCCCCAGUGUGAUCCACCACCUGAUGAUCACUGGGGUCAAUGCAGUGAUGUCACAGAGGAGUGUGGCUUGGAUUGGUUCCGCUCCAUCACUCCAUCGGUGUCACCUGACGUUUUGGCCUCACCAGUAAUCACAUCAACUCAGAACAUAAAGAAAACAACAAAUUCUAGUUGUUUGGAAACACCUGCAACAAUCAAACAGCCAAACUGUCAAAGUAACACAAGCCGAGCAUUAAAGUGCAGGGGAGCGGUUACUGCUGCCUCAGAGGAAGAAAUGAGAAAAAGUCAGAAAAAUGAAGGCGUGAAAGAAAAAAGCAGUUUCUUCCAAGACGAGGGACAGAAAGAUGACCAACGUUCAGAGUCGUCAGGGUUUGUGCUCCAGAAAGUCUCGAAGAAUCUGAGAGACAGAAGACUGCGGCAGCUGGAGCAGAAUAAGCAGCAGUGUAACAAGGACAAAGGAGGAGGACACACAGACAGGGCGGUGUCCACAGGUGGUGCAGAUACAAAAAAUACACCUCCACAUUCCCACAGGAGCAGCACACUGUCACCAGGUCAAAACAUUCCCUCAAAUAUCCGGGUCCAGGAUAACCAGUCAUCUGGCAAACGUAGACUAGAGAAAGAAGACGAGAGGAACCAAACGAAGACUACAAACAUGUGUGCUGUUCUGAAGGAAAAGAUGGAGGCUGAAUGUGACACAGGGAAAGACCUGCGGGCCAAGUUGUUAAACUUUACAUUCAAACCAAGGAAUUCAAUGCCUUUACUCCCCAGCCACAAGUUUAAUGCCGGUGCAGAUGUCAGUGCACACUUCCUAACUGAAAGUAAUUUAGGCAGCAGAGAUCUCCACGUCUCCACUGAAAGCAGCGAGAAUAAACCAACGAGUCAUGAUGUGUUAGCCAGUCCGUCAGCCAACACACAGGAAAAUCAGUCUGACGAGAGGUGCAGAAAAAAGCAUCUUAGCUGCGUCAGUGAGGUGGGAGAGAGUGGCUCAUCAGCAGUUAAAAAUGGAAGUCAAAUAAAGGGAAAUAGUAAUACAGAAAAUAUGACUCAGCAACAAAGAAUCAGCGACAGUACAGAGAUAGUAGAUGGCUUUACUGACACACCACCUUCAAAUCUGAGCACUCACAUCAACUGUCCAACACCGUUCCAACCGGGCGUCAAAAAGUCGACCAUAAACUCGUCAACACUGACUAAACUGGCACGGUUCUCAUUCACAUGCACAGCUAAAGCCACAGCUCAAACACGAGAGGAUAACCGUGCUGAAUCCUUUAGACCAAAUCAACCAAAAGUGAAUGAAACUCAAGAUAUCGCUGAACACAGUCCCACAAAAAAGAAGCUAAAAACGGCCUUCACCUCAAACAAAGUCAAAAGUGUGUUCGUGCAGUCAUCAAAGUCAUCUGUACAACAGCCACAGGGCUGUGAAAGCACCGUCAAUCUGAAGAAGAGGAAAUGCUUUGAGCUGGUUUCUUCAUCAGGUAGAGAUUGUGCAUUUUCUGGACUGUCUCUUUUUAGCUCUGCUGAAUUAAGUAAUGAUGUACUUGACACUGACUGGGACCAAGAGAUUUGAAAUGAUGUUAACACUGCGACACACACUCUCUCAAUGUAAUGUGAGUCUGAGGGAGUGGAUCAGUGCAUGUUUAUGGAUGAAGAACUCCACAAUAAUAAUGUGUGUGUUAGGAAAGAUGAAGCAGGUGAUGUGUUUAGCAACGUGAUGCAAAUAAAAGACAAUAUUAUAAUGAAUCUUUAAUAUAUUUUCUUUGUAAUCAUGGUUUCAGGAUAGUGUUUGAACUCAGAUGAGGAACCAAUAUAUUUAUUAAAUUGCCUCCAUGAAAUGAAACUAUGAUUAACGAUUAAAAAACAAGACAAAUCACCAGUGUUCUGUUACACUGCAGAAAAGUUUAAGCCCAACAUCUUAUUAAAUAUUACCUGUGAGUUCCUAUGAAAUACCUAUUGUGAGCACUGGGUGUCACUAGCAGCUGAAGCUGAACGUCCUGAAGGUCCUGAAGGUCCUGAAGGUCCAUGCCCUGAAUACUUUUCAUUAUUUCAGCCUGUUGAGUUAAAGGGGAUUCAAAUCAAUAUAUAAUGUCUGUGAUGAUAACUAAUGAUUCUGUGUCUGUGGUAAACUGGCUAAAGAGUUGAUUAGUUGUGGUUUUGAUUCUAGCCUUGGAUUAAAAUCUAUUUUUCUGUGUC
Messenger RNA from Solea senegalensis (Senegalese sole), 4346 nucleotides. It is a transcript of the gene mcm9, whose product is annotated as minichromosome maintenance 9 homologous recombination repair factor. NCBI's taxonomy places the organism in Eukaryota, Metazoa, Chordata, Actinopteri, Pleuronectiformes, Soleidae. Bases 154 to 3723 code for a protein of 1189 amino acids. Gene Ontology annotation, molecular function: ATP hydrolysis activity; single-stranded DNA helicase activity; single-stranded DNA binding. The transcript is spliced from 15 exons. Gene Ontology annotation, cellular component: nucleus; MCM complex. The record is from RefSeq and is a predicted model, not a curated record. Gene Ontology annotation, biological process: double-strand break repair via homologous recombination.